This is a messenger RNA of Colossoma macropomum (tambaqui), 1785 nucleotides long. RefSeq names its product methionine adenosyltransferase II, alpha-like (gene mat2al). The transcript has 9 exons. NCBI's taxonomy places the organism in Eukaryota, Metazoa, Chordata, Actinopteri, Characiformes, Serrasalmidae. The record is from RefSeq and is a predicted model, not a curated record. Gene Ontology annotation, cellular component: cytosol; methionine adenosyltransferase complex. The coding region runs from base 151 to 1323 and encodes 390 amino acids. Gene Ontology annotation, biological process: S-adenosylmethionine biosynthetic process. Gene Ontology annotation, molecular function: methionine adenosyltransferase activity; ATP binding.
UUCCGAGUAAGCCACGCCCACUGCUCAGACCUCCGAGUUGAGCGCUUCUCCACAGUAGGUCCGUACAGACUCUGCGAGCGCUGAAGAAGAAGAAGAAGAAGAAGGCUUUUAAGUUUUGCUGCUGUUGUCUUCGUGUCCUCUGUAUCCAUAAUGAACAGUACCGGCUACACCAAACCAGGAAAGACAUUCCUCUUCACCUCGGAGUCUGUCGGUGAAGGACACUCUGAUAAAAUGUGUGAUCAAAUAAGUGAUGCUGUUUUGGAUGCAUAUCUCUCUCAAGACCCUGACUCCAAAGUGGCGUGUGAGUGCGUAGCUAAGACAGGUAUGAUCCUGCUGUGUGGAGAAGUGACAUCAAGGGCAGUAGUUGAUCUUCAGAAAGUGGUCAGAGAUACUGUGAAGAGUAUUGGAUAUGAUGACUCAUCCAAGGGUUUUGACUACAAGACCUGCAAUGUGCUUGUGGCCUUGCAGCCGCAGUGCGUCGAGAUUAGUGACUGUGUAUUUGAAGGAAGAGACGAAGAGGACAUUGGCGCUGGUGACCAGGGUUUAAUGUUUGGCUAUGCGACAGAUGAGACAGAGGAGUGCAUGCCACUGACUAUCCUCCUGGCCCAUAAGCUCAAUUAUAAGAUGAAAGAACUGUCAGGGAAUGGAGAGUGCCCAUGGAUACUGCCUGACUCUAAAUCCCAGGUUACGGUGGAAUAUCGUGAUAACAUGGGAGCUAUGGAGCCACUCCGAGUCCACACAGUAGUCAUCUCCGUUCAACAUAAACCUGACAUCACAUUGUCCAAAAUCCGACAGACUCUGAUGGAAAAAGUGGUCAAGGCAGUAAUCCCAGCAAAGUACCUGGAUGACAGGACAAUCUAUCACCUACUGCCUAGUGGGAAGUUCCUUAUGGGUGGUCCACAAGGAGAUGCAGGCCUUACUGGGAGAAAGAUCAUUGUUGACACAUAUGGUGGCUGGGGAGGCCAUGGAGGCGGGGCCUUCUCCGGUAAGGAUCACUCUAAAGUGGACCGUUCUGGAGCCUAUGCGGCUCGCUGGGUGGCCAAAUCUCUUGUCAAAGCCAAACUAUGCAGAAGGGCACUGGUACAGAUCUCCUAUGCCAUUGGGAUAAGCCAUCCUUUGUCAGUCUCCGUUUUUCAUUAUGGAACAUCAACAAGAGAUGAAGACGAGCUUCUGGAAAUUGUUCAGAAGAAUUUCGACCUAAGGCCAGGAGCAAUCAUCAAAGAGCUUGGUCUGAAAAGACCCAUCUACCAGAAAACUGCCAGCUAUGGACAUUUUGGAAGAGAGGAGUUUCCCUGGGAAAAACCAAAGAAACUAGUGUUUUGACUCUGCUAAACAAGCCCACUGUUAAAUCUGUUUUUGUUUUCCUUGAUUGCACAAAUCUACGUGAAGAGGCACAAAAUAUGGGGAAUUUUAAGCAUAUGUGGGAUUGUAGUGUAAAUGACCACAGUUGUUUGGAGAAUGGACUUUAGGAAAUAUAUUAAAAGAAAAUGAAUUUGCCUUUAUUUGAAGACAAUUUCUUUUUUGUUCCUCUUUCAGAAGGGAUUUUCUGAUGUUCUCUGAGCUCUCUGCUGUGGCCUUUUUGACAUUAAUGUUUUAAUGGUAAUGUUAAUUAAAGGAAGUUGCUGUUCCUCUUCAAAACAUUCAGAUUAUUUCUGUUUUUUGUUGUAAAUUUGUUAAAGUAAAUUUCUGCAUCCUGUCUGUCUUUUACAUUAAUUUUAGAAGAAAAAAUAUAUGCAUAAUAUAAUAAUGAUAUAUUCAUGUGGAAUAAAACAAGGUCUCUGGAAA